AUGAUUAAAUCGCUUAUCUUAUUAUUCUUUAUACCGGUUGCACAACAGUCUUUACUAUGUCCCACCGACGGUGUACCGGAAAGUCUUGUGGCAGCAUCUGUAUGGCAAAAAAAUUCUUUAAACAACCUGACAAAAUUUCGCAUCGGCGGAAAUGAUUUGUCAAGUGAGGGCUAUACGAGGAGUGAAUAUGACAAAAACCUUUUCAUUGUUCUUCUCAGCAAAGGAUCUUCAAAACUCUGUCCACCUGGAACAUGUACCUUUAGGUUAUCUGCCAAUCAACACAUCACCGAUGGCGGCAUAUUGCAUCAAGAAAAUGUUUUUGGAGCUCCAUUCGGAUUUACAGAACUUUCAGUACUCGAACCACUUUACUGUGCACGAGUGGAGGGUGACUGUGGAGCUGACGUUCCGAUCUAUCGUUUUGCUAACAUCACCGGUUUAGUCGCUAGAUACGCUUAUUCGUUAGACGCAAAUGCAUCAAUACCUGGAUUUCUUCGUGAACCGGCCCCGUUAUGUUAUGGUUGGUCUGAUGGAGGUUCGCAAAAAGUAGCCAGCAGCAUAAAAAUUAGCGGAUGUAAAAAACUUUCCGAACCCGUGAAGGGAAAGAUAAAAUAUCAACCAGCAAAUACAGACGUUUUUCCGUUGGGUAGUGUAGCAUCCUUACUUUGCACUUCCGGCUACUCUACGUAUGGUGCGACUGAACUAACAUGCUCAAAUACUGGAUGGUACCCAAGUGACGCUUUUGAACCGUGCAUUCUCGAAAAGUCUAUCAAAAAAACAGAUAGCAGAUGCUGGCCAAUUCUGCCACCGUUAAACGGCAAAGUGGUUUACAGCAAAGAAAGUUCUGGCACAUUUCCGGAAGGAACUUUAGCGCAUUUACGGUGCCAUGACGGAUAUGCAGUUUCAAACCCAACGCAGCAAGCAAGAUGUGAAAAGAAUGGACAAUGGACUACAGAAACUCUUGGGAAAUGCGAACAGCUAUGCACAAAUUUGCCUGACAUACCGAACGGAAAGAUAUCUUACAUUACAAAAGAGAGUAAUCAGUUAACAACUGGGACAAUUGCUCAGCUUCGUUGUACUUCUGGAUAUGACAUUAUCGGGUUAGAUUCUGUGACAUGCGAGGCUUCUGGUUGGAUGCCUUUUCCUGGAAUAGGCAGUUGCACACUGGCAAUCAAUCAGUGCCAUUUUGGAAUACCGGUUCCAUUGGGUGGUACUAUAAGUUACAGUCACGGCGGUAUUUUUGGUCCAUAUCCAUCGAACACUGUAGCCACAUUAAUUUGCAGUCCCGGUCUAACAGCUGAAGGAUCGGUAAGUUCCACUUGCAAAGGCUCUAUAUGGAAUCCACCAACAGUUGGUGUUUGUACACCAGACGUUCUAGCCGAAAAAGUUGAGAACAAGAAAACAAAAUUUCUUGUCACCGUAUCACCAGGAGUAUUAUCUGUAGGCAGUAAUGGAUCAUGCGUUCAUGACUUUUCUGACUCUUCAGGUGGUUCAGUCACUUACAGCCAAGAACAAGUGUCUGCUUCUUAUCCGGCCGGCACAGUAGCAACGCUUAAAUGCCCAGAUGGUUACACCACCGGUGGGGGAUCGUCGACUUGUGUUGAUGGCGAGUGGGAUCCGCCGUCAUUACAACCUUGCAUGAAGAACUCAAAUUCUACGCGGAGAGCAGCACAGGCUGGGUUUAAUGCAGUGCUGGUUGCUGAGUGUCUAAAUGGAAUUCCAAGACCGUUACAUGGUCACGUUACUUACUCAAAUGCUGAAUCCACUGGGCCUUUUCCGUCAGGGACUAUUGCUACAGUAUCCUGUAAUACUGGUUAUACACCCACUGGAUCAACUACGUACACGUGUCGGGAAGCCACUUGGUCACCUCCAAUGUUCGCUCAAUGCGUUAUCGCUGGCGCUACUACUUUAUUUGAUGCUGGAAAUGGAUCAGAUGGAACUCCAGGCGUGAAUAGUUGUCUAGCAUCCUUACCAGUUCCUCUAAAUGGCAGAGUCACCUACUCGGAUCUUGUAACAAUAGGACCAUUUCCUAGCGGAACAGUAGCAACCAUGAUCUGCAACGCAGGGUACACUGCGUCAGGAGCGGCUACUUCAGUUUGUCAAAACGGAUUAUGGUCACCAGCAACACUAGGAGAAUGUGUUUUAGGACCAACUGAUGGAGUUGUUGGAAUGACUUCAUGUGCAACGGGAUUGGCAGCACCUUUGAACGGAAUAAUCAGUUAUUCUACCGGGUUGUUACCACCAUAUGCUGCUGGAACUAUCGCAACAGUAAUUUGUAACCUCGGUUACACCGCUUCUGGGUCAGCAGCCAGUACAUGUAUGAAUGGUGUUUGGAAUCCUGCGACGACGGCUCAGUGUGUUCUGGGCAUCGGAGGAGGAACAGGAGGCACUGAAACAAUGGGACAGUGUACUGCUCUUGCCGGACCGUUAAAUGGUGAAAUCAUUUAUUUCCCCGCAUCUUUAACAAGUUCUUACGCCUCAGGCACUGUUGCAACGCUGACUUGUAACCUCGGCUUUAUUGCUAGCGGACAAACAACGGCAAAAUGCUUAAACGGUUUGUGGGAGCCAUCGCUGCUGGGAACUUGUGUUGCGGGUGUAGGUGGUGGAGGAGUUUCAGGUAACCAGUGCCUUUUUGCUCUUCCUGGAGUGCUAAAUGGCAAUGUACAGUAUUCAACGGGAGGUGCAAUAGGACCAUAUAAUGAAGGUACUUCUGCUACGCUAAAAUGUAAUGUCGGAUAUUUGAUAUCUGGAACUGCAACAUCUGUAUGCACUAAUGGAGCUUGGCAACCACCGUCACUUGGAGUAUGCAGUUAUGGUCUCAGCAGUGAUUAUGCAAACGAUGGGCAAUGUCGACAUAUACUUCAUGUUGAAGAGGGCUAUAUUCAUUAUAGUAGAAAAGCCAGUCAAGGUUUCCAUCGUCCUGGUACACUGGCAGCAUUACAAUGUCAUAAAACUUACCCACUGACUGGUCGUUUUUCUGUUUGCAAAAAUGGCACAUGGACACCACCAAUAGGUAAUUGUGAGCACGAACCUGUAAAUAUCCUGCCAGAUCCUUCCAGUUGCCCGUAUUUAUUCGUACCAAACAAUGCGAAAGUUUUUUACAUUCAAGCUAAUCUAACUAGCAAAUACAAAGUUGGUACAAGUGCUAUUCUCAGCUGCAAUAAUGGCUACAUAAACAGUGGACAGACGACGCUUAUUUGUACGCCUGACGGUUGGCGACCAAAAAGUGGGUUUGGUGGGUGUAUUUUGGUUAAAAGGGUUCUUAAGUGA
Molecule: messenger RNA, 3267 nt
Organism: Enterobius vermicularis (human pinworm)
Lineage: Eukaryota; Metazoa; Nematoda; Chromadorea; Rhabditida; Oxyuridae
Source: the annotation of a GenBank genome assembly